Dissoconium aciculare CBS 342.82 is the source of this 654-nucleotide messenger RNA. Its product is annotated as 40S ribosomal protein S9. Gene Ontology annotation, molecular function: structural constituent of ribosome; rRNA binding. Gene Ontology annotation, cellular component: cytosolic small ribosomal subunit. Bases 1 to 582 code for a protein of 193 amino acids. Lineage: Eukaryota; Fungi; Ascomycota; Dothideomycetes; Mycosphaerellales; Dissoconiaceae. The record is from RefSeq and is a predicted model, not a curated record. Gene Ontology annotation, biological process: positive regulation of translational fidelity; translation. The transcript is spliced from 5 exons.
AUGGCGCCACGCAGUUACUCCAAGACCUACAAGGUCCCUCGUCGUCCUUUCGAGUCGGCUCGUCUUGAUGCCGAAUUGAAGACUGUCGGCGAAUAUGGUCUCCGCAACAAGCGUGAGGUGUGGCGUGUCCAGCUCACCCUCUCGAAGAUUCGUCGUGCCGCUCGUGAGCUUCUCACCAUGGACGAGAAGGACCCCAAGCGUCUCUUCGAAGGAAACGCCCUCAUUCGUCGUCUGGUUCGUGUCGGUGUGCUCGAUGAGACCCGCAUGAAGCUCGAUUACGUGUUGGCCCUGAAGGUUGAGGAUUUCUUGGAGCGUCGUCUCCAGACUUGCGUCUACAAGCUCGGCCUCGCCAAGUCGAUCCACCACGCCCGUGUUCUGAUCCGCCAGCGUCACAUCCGCGUCGGCAAGCAGAUCGUCAACGUCCCUUCAUUCAUCGUCCGUCUCGACUCCCAAAAGCACAUCGACUUCGCACUCACCUCGCCGUUCGGUGGAGGACGUGUCGGCCGUGUCCGAAGAAAGAAGGCCAAGGCCGCCGAGAACAAGGACGGCGAGGAUGGUGGUGAUGACGAGGAGGAGGAGUAGAUUAUUUGAUCCCAUUAUUUUGAUUCAAUGCCUGGCGUAUGCACGGUUGCGGCGUCGAUGUGUUACGGACGG